ACUCUCCUGGUUAUACUCCAGAGGCUUAUACACGACGGCAAAACAGCGUUCAGUAUUGCUGCCGCUGCGCACGCUGCUGCACAGCCGCAAUUCGCGCUGUCUGUCGCUCCUCCACAUUUUAUAUAUAUAUAUAUUUACGACACAUAUGUAUAUAGUCUAUACACGUAUAAAUGUACACACACGCCUUUCACUGAAAGAGAUUUUUCAAGUCUUUGGGCAGAAAGUUUUUAGUAUACACAUACGUAUACGGAGCAGCACAUCCCCGUGUGCUCUUGUGUGCGUGUGCGCGUAUAUGUGUGCGUGUAUUUGCGUUGCUGCUCGUCCUGCUGCUGCUUCAUAACGUAUAUAUAUGAUACACACAAGUGCACUGCAGCAUCGGAUAUAUAAAUAUACGGUUCUGCCUGGGUAUAUAGUUACACAGUCUGCGGAUUCUGUGUACAAUACACGCAUAUACAGCAAGUAGCAGUUGUGUUUCAAAAGGGGCGAUGGCUGGUGGCGGCUGUACGCUGCUCUACUCGUUAUUAUCGUCCGAGUGAGCUGCUGCUGCCACUGAUACGUGCAUUUUUCCUCGCAUUUUUUUUCACAUUCGCUUCUUCAUUCAUCUGUUAUAGUUAUAAGUGCAUAUAUAGUCGCUACGUGUGUCAGUCGCGCGUUGCAUUGUUGUGUGUGCGAGUGCGCGACCACUGCACUACGCGUAUUACAAAGAGUGCGAUCGUGCAAGUGCGUUUAUCACAUCGAUGUACGUGCAUGUGUGCCGUAGUAGUGCAUUUCGUUGGUGAGACUACAGGUGUGUGUGCGCUGCGCUACGAUACUGCUACUGUGCUGGCAACUGUGAAUGCGAUCUAUCAUAGAUUGUACGUUACAGGUCCGUGUGCUAUCGAUAGAAGAAGAAAAAAAACUAGCCGCAAGUGCAUACAGCGCGCUUAUCUUUGCGCUCCUUGCGACGAAAUUUCGCGCAGAGCCGAGUGAUAUAUCCUGUAUAUCGAAGGAGUGAAGGGAACUGUAGAGAGACUAUAUACUUGUAUACAUCAAAAAGUCACCAGCAGCACCAAAGUUCCUCCAGUAGAAAUACUAUCGAGGUACAUAUGCGAUUAGUUGAGGAGCCGUUCCUGAGAUCACACGCACACGAACACGCGUAGGUCCUUGGGUCGAUAGUCGAAUGAAUACGUUCCGAAUGCAGGACUCAUCGUUCUCAAUAAGGACGACAACGACGACGACGAAUAGAUCCACGCCGAGGUUCCUCGAGCCGCGUCCGAUGCAGCAGCAGCGGCUUUGUCGUCAGUAAAAGUGCUAGACGGCGAGAGCUCUCAAUCUGUAUCGAUCGCUCACACACACGCACACUAACGAGGGCGCUAGGGCCUUGUGUCGUCACGCACACUCGCUAAUCAGCCUUAGCGUAAAUAAUACUCGCGACCGGAAUACACCCCCAGCAAAGCAGCAGCAGCAACAGCAGCAACAGCAGCAGUGGCAUUAGCCGCUAGUCAAUAAAAACUAGGGCAGAAAGAGAAUCGGAAUAGAAAAAAGAAGAGAGAAAGAAAAGAAAAAUGGGUAACUGCCUGAGCUGCCAGAGCGACGUGGAGAAGGAGAAGCCCGAUCGGAUUUGCAAUCCGAGCAUCGAGGCGGUCACGUCGCAGGUCUCGCCAGUGCCCACGCCGCCACCGGACCCGAUCAGACCGAUGCCGCAGAUACCGGACGGCGGCGACGUGCCCACGGCCAAGAUCUUCGUCGCUCUCUACGACUACGACGCGAGGACGGACGAGGACCUGAGCUUCCGCAAGGGCGAGCACCUCGAGAUACUGAACGACACGCAGGGCGACUGGUGGCUGGCGCGCAGCAAGCGCACCCGCCAGGAGGGCUACAUACCCAGCAAUUACGUCGCCAAGCUCAAGUCCAUCGAGGCCGAGCCGUGGUAUUUUCGAAAAAUUAAGAGAAUCGAAGCAGAAAAAAAACUCUUACUUCCUGAAAAUGAUCACGGUGCUUUCUUGAUCCGAGAUUCUGAAAGCAGACACAAUGAUUAUUCCCUUUCAGGUAUGAAAGACUUUUCUCUUUCAGUUCGCGACGGCGACACGGUCAAGCACUACCGAAUUCGACAGCUGGACGAGGGGGGCUUCUUCAUUGCGAGAAGGACUACUUUCAGAAAUCUGCAGGAUCUCGUGGCUUACUACAGCAAGGAUGCCGACGGUCUUUGCGUCAAUUUGUGCAAGCCCUGCGUACAGGUGGAGAAACCCGUGACCGAAGGUUUGAGUCACAGAACGCGGGAUCAAUGGGAAAUCGACAGAACGAGCCUGAAAUUCGUUCGAAAACUCGGACAGGGACAGUUCGGUGAAGUAUGGGAGGGUCUCUGGAACAACACAACGGCCGUAGCCAUCAAGACCCUCAAGCCCGGUACGAUGGAUCCCAAAGAUUUCCUCGCUGAAGCUCAAAUCAUGAAAAAAUUACGACACGGCAAACUCAUACAACUGUAUGCCGUUUGUACCAUGGAAGAGCCCAUUUACAUCAUAACCGAACUUAUGAGAAAUGGUAGCUUAUUGGAGUAUCUUCAAGGCAAGGGACGAGGAUUGAAGCUUCAACAGCUGAUCGAUAUGUCAGCACAGAUAGCCGCUGGUAUGGCUUAUCUCGAGUCGCAGAAUUACAUUCAUCGAGAUUUGGCUGCUCGAAACGUUCUCGUAGCCGAUGGUAAUGUCGUAAAAAUUGCCGACUUCGGCUUAGCUAGGCUAAUUAAAGAAGACGAAUACGAGGCGCGAAUCGGCGCGCGUUUCCCCAUCAAGUGGACUGCUCCAGAGGCCGCCAACUACAGCAAAUUCAGCAUCAAGUCCGACGUUUGGUCUUUCGGUAUUCUGCUGACGGAACUCGUUACUUACGGAAGAAUACCUUAUCCUGGAAUGACAAAUGCCGAGGUUCUUCAUCAAGUCGAGCAUGGCUAUCGUAUGCCAUGUCCGCCUGGUUGCCCCUCGAAUCUUUACGACAUCAUGAUAGAGUGCUGGAACAAAGACCCGAUGAAGAGACCGACCUUCGAGACCCUGCAAUGGAAGCUCGAGGACUUCUUUACUAUGGAGGGCUCCGAGUAUAAAGAGGCAUCGGCUUACUGAGUAAUAGCCGCUGCGAGUUUGCUCUAAAGAGUGAGCUGCGCAGUUUUCUUUUUAGUGAUCGCGGUGCUCGCCCGAAAAACUGAGCUACCAGUUUUAACGGAAUAUCACCGUGAUUGUGCAUUUAUGGAUUGCGUUACGUUAAAUAUUAACUUGAAUGACCGCAAGAAUGAUGAAUUUAAAUUUGACGACAUUUUUACGUACUAGUCGCUCUUGAAUUUCACGUAAGUUAUGCAGUUAUUGAUGUUAUCUAAUGAAGCCUGGAGAUUACGUUUUUAAGAAAACGAAAAUUAAAAUUUAGCUGAAUAACAGUUAAUACUUACUCUCAUUAUAUUAGUUAGCCUUUUUCUAUACCUCGGCCAUUUUCGAUUUCAAUAAAUACCAAUAUUUAUUAUGAAUUUAUAAAUAAUAAAUACGAGACACGCACAAUCACACUAAUACACGUACGCGCGUACAAAUCGGACAAAGCAAUCCAGUACAAAUUUUGAUUUUGAAUUAUAAAUAUACACUAUGUCUUAUGUUUUAAGAAUCGACCAUAAAAAUAAUGGAGCGAUCUGAUGUGUGUUCUAAUUAAAAAUUCCCUAGUAACUAAUUAACUUCUCUUAUGUACCUAGUGCAUUGUAAAUAAUUAAAAUUUUUGUUAACAAUAACAACUCGGGCGAAGGAAUUAUUAUAUUAUACUAUAAUUAAAAAUUUUAAUACUGUAGUUAAAUGUAAGCAAACUCCUACGGGAACAUUCAAUUUAGUUAUUUUAUAACGUGUAAAAUGUUAAAUUGAAUGAAAAAAAUGAAUUGAAUCACCUCUCUUUUGCUAUCAAUAUUGAUUAUUCAUAGCAAAAAUAGAUUGAUCAUGAAUCUCGAUCAUCAUCAUUGAUAUUGUUGAAAUCGAAAUGAAGCCAUUAUUGGUAAGCUUUUUUGUGAAGGGAAGUGCUAUCAAAAUAAAUGGUCAUUGAUGUUUUAUUUAAUAACGUUACGUAUAUCGUUUAUACUUUAGAGCCAACUUAUGACCGAAGAAAAGAAAACUGUGUAUUGUACUCUGAAGAAGAAAAAAAAUUCGCAAAUUUAUUCUUUAUCAAUUUUACUCUUUGGGGUAUAACUUGUAUGAAUGAGAAUAACAAUUCAAUAAUGAAUCUAUGAUUUGCUAGAUUUUUUAUGUCACAUCAACUAGUACAACAGCUGUACCGUGCUAAGCAUACAAUGAACGCUUUUCUCGCGAUCGGACUGACAAUGUGCAUGAUUUUUUUGCGUGCAAAGUUGUAAUGCGUGUGCUCAAAUAAAGUAGAGCUUUUCAAUACGUUUUGAAUCUAUGUAGAACAAAGUUUGUGAUAUUUUACACAAUGAAAAAAGUACUAAGGUGACACUAAGUUGCAGACCUAGUGAUUAUUAUGACGUUUAGUGAAGUGUGGUACCAUGUAUUUUAUUUUGAAAUAUUUUUUUAUUUUUAUUGAGGUAAUACUUUUAAUGUUAUUUUUUAUUAUUAAUUUAUGGUUACAUCAUUAUAUAAUUUUAUUUGUUCAUUAUCAUAUUCUGGCUGCCAUAUGAAAAAAUGGAGAUAGAAGUAUCAUACGGUUUCACUACGUUAACAUUGGUACUCAACGUUUAUUACAAUUAUUAAAAUACUUUGACACAAAAUACAUUUUAGAUAUUGUUACUCAUGAUUAAAAAUUCUUCGUAAAAUUCAUCUUAGUAGUAUCUAUGAUUUUAAAUUCAGUGUAUAUUAAAGCAAUUAUUUAUACCCGAUUCUCAGUAAACUGCAAUUAGAUUUAGUUGGAAAUAGUUGCAUAAGUACAAUAUUCUUCAAAAGUAUGGUAAAAAAUUUUUCGUAUCAAUUGUUUUUUUUACCAAUACUUUAACAAUGAUUUUACUAUUUUGGUACUCUGAAACUCUUAAGCUAAUGAAAAAUAAAGUAAUUGCCAACUUUAUUUUGGCAUAAAUAUUCGUGUUUAAAAAACUCGCCUUUGAUUAUGUAAAAUUAUUAAAGCUGGUCUCUACUGAAUUGCUCGACUAGUAUGUGCUUUCCUAUUUGUCAUUAUUCAAGGGUAUGGCCUAAAUGGAAUAAUAUUUUUUAGAGAAAAGUUUGCUAGAAUGUUUCAUGCAGGGUAUCGAGCAUGAUGAAUCAGUUAUAAUUUCUUAGCUUUCUUUCAUGCCAGACAUAGCUUUGUAAAUAUUUAACAUGCGUUCAAGUGAGAUUUGUAAAAAUUAAAAUAUAUAUUUACUAAAGAAGUAAAAAAAUAUUUAUUAACAAAGAUAAAUCAUCUUCAUCAAAAUAAGAUUGUCUAUUGCGUAUAUAAUAACAUUGAUUCUAAACUUGACAUUGGUAUUUCCGAAUAUUUUACCAAUGUACAGGAAAUAACGUAAAUUUAUUCAAAUAUCGCAAUAAUAAAAUUUUUUAUUAUAACAUUUAGCGUUGAUUGCCAACCCUUAAUAAUGAAAUUUUAGUACUGUAUUUACAUGUGUCGAAUAUCUAAAUAUUAAGUUACUGUAAGAAAAAUAGUCAUUAACAAUAAUACUAAUGGUAGUGAUAAAGAUAAAAAAAUCAUUAAAAGCCUCCAUUUUAAACAAGAAUCAUGAUGAUGAAUGUCUGGAAAGUGUUUGUAUAAUUGUAAGAAAAGUGUAAUUAAUUGUUAAGCUUUUACUGAGCGAAUAUGAUUCCAAUGUAUUUUAUUUUUUUAUGUUAAUUGUAUUUCGUAAGCUACGCAAAGUUAUAAAUUACUUCUCGCACGUAAAACUUCAUUUUUUUUGUUGCUGUUAAAUUACUGCUUGUAAAGGAGUUGCUGGCUCUUUUCAUACAGUUAAUUUGCAUACUUGUAAUCAUAAGAUAUUGUAAAUUCUAAUUCGUUUGUAGUAAAUAUCAUUUCAUAAUAAACGACUACGAGAGAUUUUUAUUCUAAUUCGAUGUAUGAUUGUGAAAAUGUUAGCUGUACUCUAAAUUAAUCUAAUGUUUUACAAUGAUGUAAAUUAGAUAAUUUUGUACUUUUCGCCUUGUUACUUCUGAAAGAAUCGUCUCGGAAAAUAUGAAAAGUGACGACGAAAGUGACAUUUAAGGGUUGAUCGGGACCAUCCCGUAACGAGUCUUAAAAAUUGAACAGCAAGAUGAAAUGUCAAUUUUCCAAUGUAAUUAUCUUGUGCGUCGUAAUUUUUUUUUAUUAUCGACUGUAACAUAAACUACUGUUUAUUAAAUCAA
Trichogramma pretiosum is the source of this 6269-nucleotide messenger RNA. It is a transcript of the gene Src42A, whose product is annotated as tyrosine-protein kinase Src42A. The coding region runs from base 1545 to 3089 and encodes 514 amino acids. The record is from RefSeq and is a predicted model, not a curated record. Gene Ontology annotation, molecular function: non-membrane spanning protein tyrosine kinase activity; ATP binding; signaling receptor binding. Gene Ontology annotation, cellular component: extrinsic component of cytoplasmic side of plasma membrane. NCBI's taxonomy places the organism in Eukaryota, Metazoa, Arthropoda, Insecta, Hymenoptera, Trichogrammatidae. The transcript has 7 exons. Gene Ontology annotation, biological process: cell surface receptor protein tyrosine kinase signaling pathway; protein phosphorylation; innate immune response.